AUGAAGAGGCGUCUUCUGAGCAGAGCAUUUCUGUGCACGUGUCACGUGUGCGUCCUGCCACGGGAGGUUCCCCCGGCCCAGAUGGCUCACCCGUGUGACGCGUGUGGCCCCGUCUUGAAGGAUGUUUUGCAUCCAGAUGCCCACCAGGAAGCCCCUUACGGACCAAACCCACACACCUGUGAGGCCUGUGGGAGGCAGUUCGCACGUGGGGCAGACUGUGACCGGCGCCAGGAGCAGCGCAGCGCAGAGACGCCCGUGGGGAGGGACACGGGCGAGGCCACGCUUGUGAGGAACGGUGGCGUCUGUGAAGGACCUCACCCCCCAGAGAAGCCCUGUGCGUGCGUGUGCGUGUGCGUGUGCGAGGGGGGACGGGAGAGCUCCCGGGCAGGUGCGGACAGCCGCCAGCCAAAGGCCGCCCCCCGCAGGAGGAAGACCAGGAGCAGCGAGAGCGGGGCGGCCUGCCACCCGGGACAGACGCGUUACAGCUGCAGCAAGUGCGGGAAGGCCUUCGGCCGCAGAGACACGCUCGUGCAGCACGAGAAGAUCCACUCCGGGGAGCGGCCGUACGGGUGCGGCGAGUGCGGGAAGGCCUUCGGCCGCAGGGCCACGCUCCUGCAGCACCGGAGAACACACACCGGGGAGAGGCCGUUCGCGUGCGGCGAGUGCGGGAAGGCCUUCAGCCGCAGGGACAACCUCACGCAGCACAGAAGGACUCACACCGGAGAGACGCCUUACAAGUGCGGCGAGUGCGGGAAGUACUUCAGCCAUCACUCCAAUCUCACCGUGCACCAGAGGGUGCACAACGGGGCGAGGCCUUAUAAGUGCAGCGACUGCGGGAAGGUGUUCAGACACAAGUCCACGCUUGUCCAGCACGAGAGCAUCCACACGGGAGAAAACCCUUACGCCUGCAGUGAUUGUGGAAAGUCCUUCGGCCACAGGUACACCCUCAUUAAACACCGGAGGAUUCACACCGAGAGCAGGCCCUUCGAAUGCACCGAGUGCGGGAAAUUCUUCAGCCGGAGCUCUGACUUCAUCGCACACCAGAGAGUUCACACGGGCGAGAGGCCUUUUGUGUGCAGCAGAUGCGGGAAAGAUUUCAUAAGGACCUCCCACCUUGUCCGGCACCAGAAAGUGCACACGGGAGAAAGGCCCUAUGAGUGCAGCGAAUGCGGGAAGGCCUACAGCUUGAGCUCCCACCUCGUCCGGCACCAGAAGAUCCACACUGCAGGAAGGCUGUAG
Messenger RNA from Pipistrellus nathusii (Nathusius's pipistrelle), 1239 nucleotides. The record is from the annotation of a GenBank genome assembly. NCBI's taxonomy places the organism in Eukaryota, Metazoa, Chordata, Mammalia, Chiroptera, Vespertilionidae.